UGGGCUGUGCAGUGAGGGGCUCAGGGUGCAUAGCCAUGGCGCGGGUCCUUCUUCAGAGGUACUGGGACAUCCCCGACGGCACCGAGUGUCACCGCAAGGCCUACGCCAGCACUAGUAUCAGUGGUGCUGUUGGCCUGAUCACCUCUGCCUACAGCGUCGCACUCAGGCCCCCUGACUCCUUCCUGGAGGGAGUGGCCAGGACAGGACGGUACACAUUUACUGCAGCCGCCAUUGGUGCCAUAUUUGGCAUUGCCUCUUGCGUUAGUGCCCAGGUCCGACAGAAGCCCGAUGACCCCCUGAACUACUUCAUCGGAGGCUGCGCUGGAGGCCUGACCCUGGGAGCACGCACUCACAGCUAUGGGAUUGGAGCUACAGCCUGCGUGUACAUGGGCAUGGCAGCUGCCCUGGUCAAGAUGGGCCAACUGGAGGGCUGGGAGUUGUUCGCAGAGCCCAAGGUGUGAGUCCCACCACCUCCCUCAACCUUGGGCAAGAGGAAAUCCCCCUAAAAUUAAAUUCUGUGUAUAUUUGUG
Molecule: messenger RNA, 530 nt
Organism: Miniopterus natalensis
Lineage: Eukaryota; Metazoa; Chordata; Mammalia; Chiroptera; Miniopteridae
Gene: NDUFA11
Product: NADH:ubiquinone oxidoreductase subunit A11
Biological process (GO): mitochondrial electron transport, NADH to ubiquinone
Cellular component (GO): mitochondrial inner membrane; respiratory chain complex I
Source: RefSeq, a predicted model, not a curated record